UAGCUUCUUUCCCAUGGACAAAUUGAUUCCUUGCUCUCCAUAUAGCAUAACAACAAGCAUUGAAGAUAGUAGUUUCGUGUCCUUCCUGUUUUUACGAGAGUCCAGCAUCUCCUCAACUUCUCUUAGUGCUUGCACCUUGAUGUCCACCCCUACCCAGGUCAAUUUUUUGAAUAGAAAAAAAGUUGGCAAUCGAACAGUUGCCAUGGGAUUUAUCUCCGAUAGGCAGAGCAGCGGUGGCUGCGGCGACGGGGGUGGGUUUUCCGGUGGAUUGAGAUGCAUCGUGAGGAGGAAGCGGGUUGAUUCUGCCGUUUCUACUCAUUCCAAGUCGUCCUCUUCUUCUUCCCCUCAUUCGUCUUCUUCUGGGCAUGUUAGAGACCAUCAGUUGGCCAAGGCUUUGACCGUCCCUCAUCUCAUCGCUAUAGGUGUUGGUGCAACAAUAGGGGCGGGGGUAUAUAUUCUUGUCGGGACAGUUGCCAGAGAGCAUUCUGGGCCGGCCCUAACAUUCUCCUUCUUAAUAGCUGCUAUAGCCGCUGCUCUUUCUGCCUUCUGCUAUGCCGAGCUUGCUAGUAGGUGCCCCUCAGCUGGGAGUGCAUAUCAUUAUUCUUACAUAUGCGUCGGGGAAGGAGUUGCCUGGUUGAUUGGAUGGGGGCUGAUAUUGGAGUACACAAUUGGAGGUUCUGCUGUAGCACGUGGCAUAUCUCCUAAUCUGGCCUUGCUCUUUGGAGGUGGAGACAGUCUACCGGUCUUUUUAGCCCGUCACACGAUCCCUGGGAUUAACAUUGUAGUGGACCCAUGUGCGGCAGUAUUAGUUUUUAUUGUGACAGGUCUUUUGUGUGUGGGAAUCAAGGAGAGUACGGUGGUGCAAGGAAUUGUCACAAUGGUUAAUAUAUGUGCCAUGAUUUUUGUUGUGGCUGUUGGUGGAUAUCUGGGAUUUAAAAGUGGGUGGCCAGGCUAUGAUCUUCCUGUUGGGUAUUUCCCAUUUGGAGUUGAUGGAAUGCUUGCAGGGGCUUCAACCGUCUUCUUUGCUUAUAUUGGCUUCGAUUCAGUUGCCAGCACAGCUGAGGAGGUGAAGAAUCCUCAACGUGACUUGCCAAUGGGAAUUGGUUUGACCUUGUCAAUAUGUUGCACAUUGUAUAUGUUAGUGUCUGCUGUAAUUGUUGGCUUAGUCCCCUACUAUUCUAUGAAUCCUGAUACCCCAAUCUCAUCUGCAUUUGAGAACCAUGGGAUCAAAUGGGCUGCAUAUGUUGUAACUGUUGGAGCCUGUACGGCUCUUUGCUCUACGUUGAUGGGUUCUCUCUUACCACAGCCACGUAUACUUAUGGCAAUGGCUCGAGAUGGGUUGCUUCCGCCGUUCUUUUCAGAUGUUAACAAAAGUACUCAAGUUCCUAUCAAGAGCACCUUAGUGACGGGUUUGUUUGCUGGAACCUUGGCAUUUGUCAUGGAUGUUGACCAGUUGUCUGGAAUGGUAAGUGUUGGUACACUUCUUGCGUUUACAAUGGUUGCAAUAUCAGUUCUUGUACUCCGUUAUGUUCCACCAGAUGAGGUUCCCCUUCCACCAUCUUUUCAAGACGCAAUAGAUUCAGUAAACUUGCACUAUACUAGUGUGGAUGUUGAUGUUAAGAGUUCCAAAAAAGAUACCGUAACCUCAGAUGUAGCCCUUCCACUGUUACUGAAGGCACCUUUUGGGCAUCCCUUUCUAGAGAAAGCCGCAUCACAACUUAGCAUUUUGCUAAAUGAAAGAAGGAAAAUUGCUGGAUGGACCAUCAUGUUCACGUGCCUUGGGGUGCUUAUACUUACCUCUGCUGCUUCAACAGUUGGCAUGCCAAAUUCUGUGAGGUUUACAUUUUCUGGAAUUGGAGGCUUUCUAGUACUCUCAGGUCUGGUUGUGCUAAUGUCCAUAGACCAAGAUGUUGCCCGACACACUUUUGGACAUUCAGGAGGUUUUGUUUGCCCUUUUGUGCCGCUUCUCCCAAUUCUCUCGAUUCUCAUCAAUGUAUACUUGUUGAUAAAUCUUGGAGCUGCGACUUGGGCUCGUGUAUCUAUAUGGCUGUUAAUAGGUGUAUCUAUAUACAUUUUCUAUGGUAGGAACCAUAGUAGCCUGCAAGAUGCUGUUUAUGUGCCUGCAGGGCAUGUUGAUGAAAUUUACCAGAGUUCGCGCCGAACUCUGGCGUAGUUCUCCGUGUCUGUUUGGCAAGUGAAAAAAUCCAUGUUCUCACUUGUGAUUGCCAAUGUUGAUCAAAUAAAUGAUGUUCCAAGUCCAUUGGAGAAAGCUUAGUUCCACAACUGAAUUGUUGGUUGUUACUCCGUAUUUAACUUUUAAAGUGGAGAAAAGCCUUAUGCCUGAUAAGUUCAUUGCAGUGGACAUGGGAAAAUGUAAAUAUGUUGUAAGAUUAUAGAUUUAUGUAUUGGUUUUCAGAGCUUGGGUUGUAAUUCUCUUAACUCAAUAAGCAAUGUAUUCUUUAUGAGUAGCAUUUGACAUAUCUAUGUGAUCUGUUGUGAAUUUAUGUAUUGUUUUUUUGUUGUUGAAAAGCCUAAAGCUGUAGACCUAAAACUAACCCGGUUAACCUAUCUAGAACCAGCUAUUUCGGAAUGAAAUGGGCAGUUUCCAUAAUUUUCUUUUUUGUGCAUAAAUCUCAUUUAAACAAUUUUAUUUUUCUAAAUUUAUGGAGAAUUUGAUUUAAAAUUUCAAUUUAAAAGGAAAGGAGAAUGACAUAAGACCAUGCGGUGCGCCUAGCGGGAAGGGAAGGGGAACACCCCCCAUGCAGGAAAGGGAAAGCCGAAACUUUUUCUACAAAUGUGAUCAUGGAGGCGGCAAAAACUUUAUCCGAAUAUGCAGAAAUUGGAAAUACUUCAGUGCCAUAAAAAGAAGACAUUGUU
Molecule: messenger RNA, 2877 nt
Organism: Cuscuta campestris
Lineage: Eukaryota; Viridiplantae; Streptophyta; Magnoliopsida; Solanales; Convolvulaceae
Source: the annotation of a GenBank genome assembly